CCUUCUCUCCAUUCUUGUCAGCCUUUGGCCCGUGGGCCUGUCACUCAGGAGCUUUCGCGGUGGUGAUCUUGUCGAGGCUUCUGAAGUGCUGCUCAGGUGUGAGGUACACAGGCAGAUAGCCAGCAGGCAGGUAACGAAUCCGACGCUGCGCCACAGAAACAAGCAGGUCCCACUAUGGACCUUCUGGGCUCAACUAUGACUGCCACCUACAUGCGACCCCGAUCAACAGCGACUAACUUUCUCCCUGCCAUUUCCACGAUGGCUUCCAGCUACAAGACCCAUUUCCCCCAGCUGGCUCUGAAGCAGAGCCUGAAUGUGCCUUGGAGAUCCAACACUCAGUACAAACUGGCCUCGAUCGUUCCUGGCUUCGGCUCAUCAUCCAGAGCCAGCUCUGAGCUCCUCAACACCAACAUGAAGUUUUAUCCAUCCAACAGGGCCAGCUUGUUCACCCGUUACAACCCAGACGACUGGCACAAGUCCAACCAGACCAACUACAGGGAGUCAGAAGUGGCCAGGCAUAGUGCCGAGAGGCUGCGCCUCGACACGGCCCGGCUUAUUCAGGACAAAGACCAGAUGACCAGAAGGAGCCAGGACACCACGAGCAGGACCAUUGGUGAACGGGUCAAUGACAUUGUAUUCUGGAAAUCGGAGCUAAACCAUGAGAUUGAAAACAUGGUGGGUGAGAUCAACAUGUUGAAUGAAGCUAAGAAGAGGCUAGAGAAGGCCCUAGCUGAAACCGAGGGGCCACUACAGGUGGCCCAGGAAUGCCUGUACUACAGGGAGAAGAGGAUGUCCAUUGACCUGGUGCACGACGAAGUUGAGAAGAAUCUCCUACAGGAGGUUGAAACCAUCAAAUCCUGUCAAGAAAGAAUGAGACGCCACCUUGACCGCGCCAACUCCCAGCUUGCGUCCAACCGGGCAGCCCAGCAUGAACUUGAGAAGGACAUGAAUGACAAGCUAAUGGCUCACCGUAUCGACGACAAGUGCCACCAACUGAGAAAUGCUUCCGAUGGCAUCAGUUACCACCGAGGAGUAGAGACUUUCGAAAUCAAAAGCUCUUUGCCAGAGUCAUGGGCCAAGUUCACGGAUGACAAUAUAUUGCUGUCCCAGAGUGAGCGCGCAGCAUCUGCCAAGCUUCGCAACGACAUUGAGAACCUGCUGAACGUGACCUCCAACGAGAUGUGGAGCCAGUUCAACACGGUCAACGUGUCGUUUGCCAACCGCUUAUCGGAGACAGCGGACACCAAGAACAAACUGCAGGUCCACUUGGCCAAGACUCUGCAGGAGAUCUUCCAAACUGAAAUGCUCAUUGAGGCCCUGAAGAAGUCCAUCCGUGACAAGGAGAGCCCUUUGAAGGUGGCCCAGACCCGGCUGGAUGAGCGCACCAGAAGACCCAACAUGGAGUUGUGCAGGGACUCUGCCCACCUUCGGCUAGUUAAUGAGGUCCGUGAGAUUAAUGACACCAUUCAGAACCUGAAGCUCCGACUGCAGGAGGCAGAGAACACACUUCAAAUGUUGGUCAACACCAAAGUGUCCCUCGAGCAUGACCUUGCCGUCAAGGCCAACUCCCUCUUCAUUGACCAAGAAAAAUGUAUGGGCAUCCGUAAGAGCUUCCCCAGCACUCCCCGGCUGGUGGGCUACACAUAAGUGGGGGAGUUGGGUGGGUGGGAGACUACCGUCAUACAGUUACUGUCCAGAACCCAGCUAGCUUUGGUUUUUGGCUUUCAUUUUCCGACAUCCCCGCGUCCUUAGCGGCCAAAAGACGGCAGAUGGGCGUCUCGUUCGUUUUCUCCUCUGUUUGCUUUUGCGGUCUGUUUGUGAUGUCAAAUAAUAAACUGGCAGUGGCCCAGCUGCUGAUUUUGUCAUCA
Molecule: messenger RNA, 1868 nt
Organism: Erpetoichthys calabaricus (reedfish)
Lineage: Eukaryota; Metazoa; Chordata; Cladistia; Polypteriformes; Polypteridae
Gene: tekt3
Product: tektin 3
Exons: 8
Coding region: 175-1647 (490 amino acids)
Biological process (GO): cilium movement involved in cell motility; cilium assembly
Cellular component (GO): microtubule cytoskeleton; sperm flagellum; nucleus
Source: RefSeq, a predicted model, not a curated record